GUUUAGCCAGUGCACGUUUGGAAGUGAUGGUGUGAGGACGUACCGCGACCUUCUCUGGAUUACUGCCACACAAAGUAUUGCUUUUUUAUCCAUAUCACCGACGCCACCAUGAGGAUUUACCUGAUCAUCGGAUGUAUAGCCUUGAUAGGGCCCGUCUCGCAGCACAAGGUGUUGGCGACGACGGACGAGGACCUCUACCUGGCCGACGUGGGUUCUGGAGACGGGGCCGAGUUAGAAGACGGUUCAGAACUACCUCACACCGACCACGAAGGUUCUGGAUUCGGCAACAAGGACCGCCCCUACGACGCCUCCUACGACACCUAUGACAACGAUGACACGGAGGAUGAUGACUACGACAAAGAAUACUUUUCACCAAAGUACAACGCGCCUGGUACCGACGAAAGACACGAAGGAUCCGGAGGUGGUGGUAUGUACAUCGACCCAGACAGUGACUCUGGCACUGAGAAGGACGAACACGAGGAUAUUAUACACGACACUAUUAAGAACGAUAUAGAGGAAGUGAGUGAGGAGAUCACUAUUGAAGAGAAGCCCACAGUGGAAGAACUGCCACAGACUACUCCGCCACCGACCCUCACUGACGACAUCAUGGACAGCCCCAUCCAGAUCCACACCACCAAGACAGAUGACCGGCAGGUGUCAAUCUUUGCUCAGCCUGGCAUCUUGGCUGCAUUUAUUGGCGGUGCAGUUGUGGGGCUCCUGUGUGCCAUCUUGCUGGUGAUGUUCAUUGUUUACCGUAUGAGGAAGAAGGAUGAAGGUUCAUAUCCCCUGGAUGAACCCAAGCGCAUGCCACUCACCUCGUCCUAUUCUCCCAAUGAUAAGGAGAUCUAUGCCUAAACACAUUCCUCGCCCAGAGUAUCAACUGGAGCAGGGAGGGGAGCUUUGUCCCCACCCAAGAGCCAACUGGAAGAUGAAAACGAUGUCGAUGGUACAUCCCAACACCACCACACCCACCGUACCACUACUGUGUAUGGCAGGGAUGAGGGAACUAAUAGCAUCCCAACCCCUACCAUGUAGGGGACCUUAUUAGGACAAAAUGAGUUCAGAAUUUUUUAUUUAUUAUAUAUAUCAAAAUUCUCUUCCCUCAAAUUCCCUAUCCUCCAGUAUUUUGAGGGAGCUAUAUUUGGGAUGCAUGUUAACUUCAUUUUCUUAAAUAUCAUGGAAUUGGUUAUAUAGGAUCUUGAUUGUUCAGUUACUUUGUUUUUAAUUUAUCAUUUAUAUCAUGAUAAAUUAUUCCUUGGAAAAUAUGAGCAUUUAUUAAUAAGAAUAAACAAGAUUCUGGUUAACCAAAGCCUUAAUUAUGAAUGCAUUGCACUAUUUUGGGACCCAAAGAGUUAACAAUAACAUCAUAUCAACACAAGUAUUUUGAUGCUGUUUAUUGUAACAACUGACCCAUGAGGUGAAGUUCAGUUGUUAAUAUCACAUUUUUCUUAGUUGUCACUUCAUCAGUAAAGAGUUCACAGAUCAUUCAUGUGCCAGUCUUGCUGGCUUCUUGAAAGCUCAAAAAACAGGGUAGGAAACUAGGCUUAUUUUAGGUUUGUUCAGUAAAACUUUAAUUUGGAAACUGAGAUGUGAAGGAUGUGUUCUAAAGUUUGAGCUACAAUACUUUCCUUUGGGGCCACUUUUUAUAUUGGAGAUGUGUUGUUUUUAUAAUUCUUUAUCAUGUUUUAAUUCAUUUUGCCAAGAGAUCUCUUGAUCGGCUUUUUAAAAAUAAAAUUUAGUUCCACGAAAUGCACAUUUCUGUACCAAAUUUUUAUACUGUGAUUUUUUUGUGAUUAUAGUAAAUUCUUGGGUUGCUAAGAGGGGCUAUACUGAGUGCAUUUUUUUUUUUAAGCUUUGUAUUUUAUUUGAGAUCAAGAGCAGCACCUUAAUCCUAUUUAUUUUGUUUCAGCCUUAUUUACUCAUGCUUUAAAGAAUAAUAUUUUGUAUUUAGAAAAUGUAAUAUGGGAAUUCAAUUUAUUCUUAAUAUUUAUGUUUGAACAAAAAGUGCGCCUUGCUUAUGGUUCUUUUUCAGCUUUAUCAUUGUCAUCAUCAUCAUCCUCAUCAUUUAGGACUAAAGAUCCUGUUCAUUAUGCAAUAAAGUAAAAUUAAUGGAUAAUUACCCAAGGAUACUAUUUUAUCUCCAGUAUAAAACUGUGGUUAUUUCAACGCUAAUUUGAGUGUGAUUUAUUUUAAUAUAAAGUUCUUUCUUUCCUUAAUAGGCAUUUGCAAUAUAUGGUGUUAGAGAAUGGGUCUUAUUGAGGGAAAUUCCUGCCUUACUGUAAUAUUUUACUCUUUGAAUGUGAUGCUCUUGACCAGUCAUAUAUAUUUUAUGACUUAAAGGUUAGAAACAAAAUAUUUUGUGAGAUUGUGCAAGUUUUUUUUAAUAUUUGAUAUUACUUUCUAUAUUAUAUAAAUAGUCAACACCUUCAUUUAUCAUUUUUAAUGAGCACAGUAGUAGUUAUGUUGACGAGGAUUGUUGUUGUGCUAGGGUUGCCUGGCUUAUCUCUUACCUUAGGUAGAGGCCGCAUUGCUGGACUCCGGUACCAUGCACGGCAUGUCUGGCAUGAUGGGCCUAGAGAUUGACACUGUCCAAGAUCAGCCAGGGUGUGAUGAUUAUGUAGGCUUGUGGGCUGCUGGCAGCAACAGACUCGUUGAUUAGGCAGUCAACAAGAAGUCUGGCUUUUGGCUAGGCUGUGAGUGUAAAACAACCCUUGAAAUCGGUCACAGGUAUGGCUAGUAUGGGUGUCCACAUCAUAUACACUAAGUGGGGGUUGGUUAGUAUUGUUCCUGGGCACUCCUAGCUUACCUUCUCUCAUAGUGGACCAGGCUUGCCUUGCUUCACUAGUUUUGUGGUCCAUCUACCUGGCUCGAGUGAUAUACUCAGAUGGCCUAGAUAACCUAGGUAGUUUUAUAUAAAGAACUUUCUUAUUUGAGAAUAUUUAAUGUAAUUGUGGCUUUGGAUUGGGUAUUUGUGCUCAUUUGUAAUAGAAACAAAUAGGGAUGUGAAAAUGAAAAGAAUAAUUUCAUUUAAUAUGUUAUGUGCUUUAUUUACUCUUAGGAUAAUCAAACUCACAUUCUUGCAUUAGUUUUAUGAAUAAAUAAAAACAAGGGAAAAGAUUCAAAGUGGGAUGGGAAUGUCACAAAAAUAAACACACAAGCAAUAACAGUAAAUUAAUGGUCUGGAGCCACACAUAAACAGCUCAGCAUUGACCCAUGGUUAGCUGUCUCACAAUGUCCUGAUAUUGCUGCACUCUACAUGCUCCAUCUGCAGUAACAGGUUGGACAGAAAAAAAAAUCUUUCCUCAUCACUGGACGAAUGGUUUGUCCGAUGAAAGGUUUAACACUCGACUUGUUCUGUUGGAAAUUAAACUUAGCAUCAGUGGUAUUAGAGAUCAUAAGCUGGAUUACUUUAUUGGCGGAUAUUUGUUUAAGAUGCAGUGUAAAGGGGUUUCAAUAUAUUUUUAUAAUUUGAUUGGAGAAUCAGUUGUUGAAUUUUAAUAGUGCAACAUUGUUUUGAGUUUAGAUUGUGUUUAUUCAAUUACAUCAUAAAAAGCUUC
Molecule: messenger RNA, 3557 nt
Organism: Cherax quadricarinatus
Lineage: Eukaryota; Metazoa; Arthropoda; Malacostraca; Decapoda; Parastacidae
Source: RefSeq, a predicted model, not a curated record